Messenger RNA from Candoia aspera, 3094 nucleotides. It is a transcript of the gene BBX, whose product is annotated as BBX high mobility group box domain containing. Lineage: Eukaryota; Metazoa; Chordata; Lepidosauria; Squamata; Candoiidae. The record is from RefSeq and is a predicted model, not a curated record. The transcript has 16 exons. Gene Ontology annotation, molecular function: RNA polymerase II transcription regulatory region sequence-specific DNA binding; DNA-binding transcription factor activity, RNA polymerase II-specific. Gene Ontology annotation, biological process: regulation of transcription by RNA polymerase II. The coding region runs from base 124 to 2715 and encodes 863 amino acids. Gene Ontology annotation, cellular component: nucleus.
AGGUCACUGUCACAUGACAAGGAUUGGAGACAGUUUAAUUUUCCUCUCCCUGUGAUUUUCAUUUACUAUCCCAGGAGGCGAAAUUAAGGAUGGGUAGAAAGGCUCUGCUAAUCUGGUGAGGUGAUGGUCACAGUAAUGAAAGGCGGCAAUAGGAAUAAAGAUCACUCAACAGACGGAGAAGGAACUGGAAAACGACCAAAGAGGAAGUGUCUUCAGUGGCAUCCACUACUUGCAAAGAAAAUUAUUGACUUUUCUGAAGAGGAAGAGGAAGAAGAGGACGAAGACGAUAUUGAAAAGGUCCAGAUUCUCAGUGCUGAUGGUCUUGAGCAUGAUGCUGAUGAAACAGAAGACGACGAAUCUUCAGAACAGCGAGCUCGCAGACCAAUGAAUGCAUUCCUUUUGUUCUGUAAACGUCACCGUUCCCUUGUCCGGCAAGAACAUCCCCGUCUGGACAAUCGUGGUGCUACCAAGAUAUUGGCAGAUUGGUGGUCUCUUCUUGAUCCUAAAGAAAAACAAAAAUACACUGACAUGGCCAAGGAGUACAAAGAUGCAUUUAUGAAAGCAAAUCCUGGCUACAAGUGGUGUCCACCUACAAACAAACCUGUGAAAACUCAGUCACCCACACUUACAAAUCGAAAAAAGCUUUGGGCUUUCCCAUCAGAAGCUACAAAAGAUUUGCCUAGUCCAAAAAAGUUAAUAAAGACAGAAGAAAUGCCUCAGCUGAAUUUUGCAAUGGCAGAUCCUACGCAAAUGGGAGGCCUCAGCAUGCUACUGUUAGCAGGAGAACAUGCCUUGACUGCACAAGAAGUUUCUUCAAAUACAUGUCAUUCUGAUUCUUCUAAUUCUACUGAAGGAUGUCUAAACUCAACAAUGUUACAAUUUGCUGAGAUUUCUUCAAACCUGUCAAAGGGAACUGUUCCUGAAAAUCCAAAAGAAAGUGAUGAAUCAGCUCUACUUCAGUUCUCAGAGUUGAAGGGUCCUGAGCCAGUCAAGCACUACAGAAAAUCAGCACUCUUCCAGUUGGCUGAGAUCUCAUCAAGUACAUCCCAUUCAGGUCCUUCUGAAUUAACGAAACAGUGUGGGACAUCAGCAUUGUUUCAGCUGGCAGAGAUGUGCCUUGCAUCAGAGGAAGUAAAAGUGAGAGAACCCGGGAAGGCGAAGCCCGAAACAGCGAGGAUUAUCAAAGCAUUGGAAGCAUCUGAACAGAUGAAAAUUGAAGAUCCAGAGAAAGCAAAAGUAAAAACAGAAAAAUCUCAGAAGAUGAGGGGACAAGACCAUGAAAAGACAAAGACUGGAGUUUUAGGGGAGAUGGCAGAGUGUAUACAUAUUUCAGAUCCAGCUUUGGACAGCAUUACAUUAGUUGGACAUGACAGCACAACAGCAAAGGAUCCUGCAUGCUGUUCCCAUGAGCUGACAUCAGUAGCUGACAUCAGCACUUUAGGAUUAAGCAAGCCAGAAAAACUGAAGAAGAAAAAGAAGAAAAAUAAAGUGGACCGGCAAGGACUUGAAAAGUGUACCCCUAAAAAGGCUUGCAAAAAGAGGCAGUCUUCCGAAUCGGACAUUGAGAGUGUCAUUUAUACUAUUGAAGCAGUUGCAAAAGGGGACUGGGGGACAGAGAGAUUUACAGAAAUGUCCCAUAAGAAAAUUCGCCCUUCUUAUGCCACGAAGGGGAAUAUUUUAGACACAAAGUCGCCAAAGAAGAAAGUAAAAUCAAAAGAAAAAAGAGCACUGAAAGAAAAAUGUUUAGAGACCACCAAAGAAUCAAAGCCUCCUGAUUUUGUUAGCAUUAAAGAUAACAAGGAUGUACCGGGUGAAGUAUCUGAAAACACAUCAGAUGUUCUAAUCCCAACAGAGGUUGUAAUAUCACAGAGUUUACCAGAUCAAGUUAAAAUUGAGGACAAUGACUGUAAUAAAAAGGCAGAAAUUUGUGGCUCAAGAAAAUCUGAGAGAGCUUGCAAAGGUGCUCUGUACAAAACUCUGGUGUCAGAAGGCAUGCUUACAUCUCUGCGUUCCAAUGUUGACAGAGGGAAACGAAGCUCAGGAAAAGGUGGCAACUCUGAUCAAGAAGGAUGCUGGAAUGAAGAAAAUUGGGCAUUCUCCCCAAGUGGGACAAGUGGGAACAAAAAAUUAAAAAGGAGUAAGCCAAAGGAAGACAUUGUUUUGGGCUUAGCAAAGCUGGAAGAAGAAUUUGAGAAAAAGUUCAAUAGCCUUCCUCAAUAUAGUCCAAUCACAUUUGAUCGUAAAAAUGCCUCUUUACCGAGAAAGAAGAAGAAAGUUGGCAAUUACGCUGCAGACCAAACAAAAUCUAACAAAGAGUCUGUGGUAAUACAAGAACCUUUGGUUGGGAGUCAGAAGAGAAAAGCAAGGAAAACCAAGAUCACACAUCUGGUCCGGACAGCAGAUGGUCGAGUUUCACCAGCAGGGCAGGGUCUGGAAGAGAAAUCAACAGGGAAACUGCAGAAUACUCUUCAGAGACCAUUAAGUACAGGGAUGGAGUGCAGUGAGGAAUCCUUGCUAAACAACGAACUGGAGGAAAGUCAUAGUGUUACACCAGACAUGCCAUCUGUAUCUGCGUUCUUCAGUCUAGCUGCUUUGGCGGAGGUAGCAGCAAUGGAAAAUGUGCACAGGAAUCAGAGAACAGCACCUCUCCCCUGUGAUGGACAGCCAAAAGAAAUGUCUCAGGCUCCAGUGCUUAUUUCCUGUGCUGACCAGUGAAGCUCCACCCUUUUGUAAAACAUUGUGCUUUACCUAAUAUCCUAGCCUUGUCUUUACCAAUGGAUGGUAGUCAGUCCAUGUGAUGGAGGAACUCCUAGCCUGAAAAUGAGUGGUUCAUGUUCAGUGUGGCACAGGUUUCACUUAUAGCUUGGGCCAGUUCCCUUUAGCUUGAGCCCAAAAUUUACUAUAAGGGUGAUGUUAUUUCUCUGUUACGGAACAGAAAUGAAAUAUCCUGGAGCUUUGCUUUCAUGGAAGGUUUUUAAAGUGGUAAAUUCACGGUGACAUGGAGGAGGCGAACUUUACUGUAGCUCACACAGCACCUGUUCUGUCAAAAGUAGUUUCAUAUGAAGCCUAGCUACUUUAAACAAAAGUACAGAGA